Cloeon dipterum is the source of this 2079-nucleotide messenger RNA. RefSeq names its product putative inorganic phosphate cotransporter. Gene Ontology annotation, biological process: transmembrane transport; monoatomic anion transport. Gene Ontology annotation, cellular component: membrane. NCBI's taxonomy places the organism in Eukaryota, Metazoa, Arthropoda, Insecta, Ephemeroptera, Baetidae. The transcript is spliced from 9 exons. The coding region runs from base 239 to 1789 and encodes 516 amino acids. The record is from RefSeq and is a predicted model, not a curated record. Gene Ontology annotation, molecular function: transmembrane transporter activity.
CGAGAGAUGACAACGAGCUCACUUAUCAACUAGUUGAGCGAAGGAAGACCGGGGAAGACCGCUGGUGGUGGAUAGUUGGCCCGUCCCGACCGUCCCUUAUUGUUUGUCACUUGUAACGUCGUCAUCAUCGCCACCGACGCUUUAUAUACACCUACGAGUGAACGAGUUAGCCGCAGUCCAAAAACGGGAGCUUCUAAGCAACAGACAGUAGUCUCUUCGGACGCAGGGGACAGCCACGAUGACGGAUAAAAUUGCGAGAACUUUUGCCGAUGAAGAAGGUCACGAUGACGACAAGAGGCGGACGCAAUUCGGCUACCGACACUUCGUGACCUUCAUGCUCUUCCUGGGAAUGGCCAACGCGUACAUAAUGAGGACCAACAUGUCCGUGGCGAUCGUGGAAAUGGUUGUGCAUCCUAAUUUAACUGCUGAAGAUAUUACGAAAAACCUCGACUUGGAAGACUGUGAACAGGAUGGUUUGGAAGAAUAUAUUAACUCCACCUUGAAUCGCGUAGAGCGAGAUGACGUGCCUCGUUUUGAGUGGAACACAAAGGAGCAGGCCUUCAUCCUGAGCGCCUUCUUCUACGGUUACGUACUGACGCAGAUUCCGUUUGGACUGUUGGCAAAACAGCACGGCUCUCUCAAGUUCCUCGGCAUUGGGAUGCUGAUUAAUUCAAGCUUCGGUCUUUUAGUUCCUCCAGCGGCAGGUUUGGGCCGCAAUUGGCUCAUUGCUGCUCGAUUUAUCCAAGGACUGGGCGAGGGCCCGAUCGUGCCGUGCACGCACGCCUUGCUGGCUAAAUGGAUUCCUCCCAAUGAAAGAAGUCGGAUGGGUGCCACAGUUUACGCAGGUGCCCAGUUUGGAACUGUGAUCUCGCUUCCUUUGAGCGGCAUUUUGAGUGCAUCCUCGUGGGGCUGGCCGUCCGUUUUUUACGUGUUCGGCACCAUGGGCACUAUCUGGAGUAUUUUCUUCCUGAUCUUCGUCAGAGAGGACCCUGAGCAUGACAAACGGAUCUCCGUAUACGAAAGGUCCAUGAUUCUGCGAACCCUGGGAGACGUUUCAAAAGCUAAAGACGUUUCGGUUCCUUGGAAGGCAAUUUUUUCCUCGUUCCCGUUUUUGGCUAUUCUUCUAGCGCACAUGGGACAGAAUUACGGAUACGAAAUGCUGAUGACCGAGUUGCCUACGUUUAUGAAGCAAGUUUUGCACGUAAACAUCGCACAGAACGGAAUGUUGUCAUCGCUUCCGUACAUCGCUAUGUGGCUUUGUUCGAUGCUGGCCAGCUUUGUCGCCGACUGGCUUAUUUACUCCAAAACUCUCAGUAUUGGCACGACGAGAAAAAUUUUCAACUCUUUCGGUCAGUACGGGCCCGGCUUGUGUAUUCUGCUGGCCGCCUACAACGGCUGCAGCCUGCCUUGGACCGUGGCUCUCUUAACUCUCGGUCUUGGAUUCAACGGUGGUAUUUACUCUGGUUUUAAAAUCAACCACUUGGACAUUUCGCCGGCGCUGGCUGGCGUCCUUAUGAGCAUCACCAACUGCACAGCCAACAUAGCUGGACUUUUCGCGCCAAUUGUCGCGGGACACGUCAUUCAUAACCGGCCAACCCAAGCCGCUUGGCAGACGGUCUUCCAGAGCACGUUCGGCGUGUACGUGGUGUGUGCCACCUUCUUCCUCUUCGCGUCCAGUGGCGAGCGGCAGGAAUGGGACCCUAACGUCGUAAUCGACGACGUCCCGAUGAAAACAAUCGGAGAAGAGGCUGAUGACGAAAAGAAGAACAAAACAGAUUCUCCCGCCUGAAGAUGAUUCUCGACGAAAUAUUUCCGUUGUUUUGUAAUUAUUUAUUUUGAAUGAACUUAGCCAGAAAGUUACUCUCGCAUUUGACUUGAUCCAUAUUAAUUGUCUCUUAAGCUUUCGGGUCACUGAACUUUCUAAAGCCACUUGAUGAGCAUGAUGACAUGUGCAGCUUCUGAAUUAAAUUAAUUUUCUAAUUUGUCAAGCGUUUCUCAAACAUUCCAGGUGAACGAUUUUAAUGACAAAUUCUUACGAGUUUGCAAUGUUUAGUGUCACAAUAAAGCAAUCCAACCCAA